This is a messenger RNA of Neopelma chrysocephalum (saffron-crested tyrant-manakin), 336 nucleotides long. RefSeq names its product WD repeat-containing protein 6-like. The annotation marks the transcript as partial. Gene Ontology annotation, biological process: tRNA methylation. Gene Ontology annotation, molecular function: protein binding. Gene Ontology annotation, cellular component: cytoplasm. The transcript has a single exon. The record is from RefSeq and is a predicted model, not a curated record. Lineage: Eukaryota; Metazoa; Chordata; Aves; Passeriformes; Pipridae.
AUGUGGCGGGCGGCGGCCGCGGCGGCCCCGCGGCGGGAACUGCGCGGGCACCGGGGCGCGGUACUGGCGCUCUGCUACGCGGCGGCGCGGGGGCUGCUCGCCUCCGCCUCUGAGGACCGCAGCGUGCGGCUCUGGGCCGUGGGCGAGCUGGGCGGCGGUGACGGGGACGGCGCCUGCCUGCUGGUGUGCUACGGGCACGGGGCGCGGGUGGCCGCCGUGGUGCUCCGGGGGUCGCUCCCGGUCAGCGCAGGGGAGGACGGUGCCUGCCUGGAGUGGGGAGUCAGCGGCGAUGUGCGGCGGGAGCGGCGCGGGCACCGCGGGGCCCUGCGCGCCCUG